AUGAGCACAUUGAGUGAAGGUCCAGUGGCACGUCUUCUCUGGGACAAGUUGUCGACGGCGUUUCAGCCAAAACAUCUCGAGGUAGAAUGCGAAAGUCAUCUGCAUAACGUGCCAAAAGGAGCCGAAAUGCACUUCCGAGUGCAAGUCGUCAGCGAUGCUUUUGAGGGAAAACGUGUCAUUGAGCGGCACCGUCUAGUGAACACGUGUCUUGCCGAAGAGCUCGCCACCACCGUGCAUGCCCUUCGAAUCGAUGCGAUUCCAACGAGCAAAUGGGAUGGACAGAAGCAGGAAGACAGUCCAACAUGCCGCGGUGGAUUCGGGAAAUGA
This is a messenger RNA of Caenorhabditis briggsae, 327 nucleotides long. The transcript is spliced from 3 exons. Bases 1 to 327 code for a protein of 108 amino acids. NCBI's taxonomy places the organism in Eukaryota, Metazoa, Nematoda, Chromadorea, Rhabditida, Rhabditidae. The record is from RefSeq and is a predicted model, not a curated record. Gene Ontology annotation, cellular component: mitochondrion.